Molecule: messenger RNA, 1365 nt
Organism: Solanum verrucosum
Lineage: Eukaryota; Viridiplantae; Streptophyta; Magnoliopsida; Solanales; Solanaceae
Product: triosephosphate isomerase, chloroplastic-like
Exons: 9
Coding region: 77-1036 (319 amino acids)
Biological process (GO): glycerol catabolic process; gluconeogenesis; glycolytic process
Cellular component (GO): cytosol
Molecular function (GO): triose-phosphate isomerase activity
Source: RefSeq, a predicted model, not a curated record
UUGUUUUGCCCAAUAAUAAACACAAGAAGCAGAUAGAUAAGCGAAGGUGCCAUUACAAAUAUCUUCAGUUUAGGAAAUGGCAGCUUCUUUAGCUUCUCAACUUUCUGGUCCAAAAUCUGCCAUUUCCUUUUCCUCUCCACCACACUUUUCUGGUCUCCGUCCAUCUUCUAAUUUCAAGCUUGACAAUACUCACUCUUUUUUCCAAAAUGUUGACUCUCACUUACGCCUUUCGCCCUCUCACAAACCUUGCAGACCCGUCGUCUCCAUGGCUGGCUCCGGCAAGUUCUUUGUUGGUGGCAACUGGAAAUGUAAUGGAACAAAGGACUCCAUAAGCAAGCUUGUAUCUGAUCUGAACAGUGCGAAACUCGAGUCAGAUGUUGAUGUGGUUGUAGCACCUCCCUUUCUGUACAUUGAUCAAGUGAAGAGUUCACUAACUGAUAGGAUUGAGAUUUCUGGUCAGAAUUGCUGGACUGGCAAAGGUGGAGCUUUCACGGGUGAAAUCAGCGUGGAACAGUUGAAGGAUGUUGGCUGCAAGUGGGUCAUUCUUGGUCAUUCUGAGCGGAGACAUGUAAUUGGAGAAAAUGAUGAAUUUAUUGGGAAGAAGGCCGCUUAUGCCUUGAGCCAGAAUGUUGGAGUUAUAGCCUGUAUUGGAGAGCUAUUGGAAGAAAGAGAAGCUGGAAAAACUUUUGAUGUAUGUUUCAAGCAGUUGAAGGCAUUUGCCGAUGCUUUACCAAGUUGGGAUGAUGUUGUCAUUGCAUAUGAGCCUGUAUGGGCUAUUGGAACUGGUAAAGUGGCGUCACCUGAGCAGGCUCAGGAGGUCCAUGCAGCUGUUCGUGAUUGGCUAAGUAAGAAUGUUUCUGCAGAAGUUGCUUCUAAAACACGCAUCAUAUAUGGAGGCUCUGUGAACGGAGGCAACUCUUCUGACCUGGCGAAGAAAGAAGAUAUUGAUGGCUUUCUAGUGGGGGGUGCUUCUUUAAAGGGUCCUGAGUUUGCCACCAUUAUUAAUUCUGUAACAUCCAAGAAGGUAGCUGCUUGAUCAUUUGUCACGGGUUGUAGUCGUUGAAAUAAAUGGCUUAGAGAAAUAGCAGUGCUGGAAGCAUCAGAUGGUCAAUUUAUGAAUGAGUUUUAUCUAGUGGAAUUUUGGUAACUUUCCAACUCAUCCUGUAUAACUUGUUUUUCAUCCAUCUCAUUUUAAUAACACAGUGAAAGCAAAAUGUGGAGCUUCAGAGUGUAAAUUUUUUUUUAUAGCGGGGUUUGGAUGUGUUGUAUGUUCCUUGACACUAAUUAUACCAAAGUUUGCUGAAGUUACUUGACCCCUCCCAACACCCCCAACCCAAAAUAAAUAUCUAUGCUUCAAAUGAUGAA